Molecule: messenger RNA, 1274 nt
Organism: Triticum aestivum (bread wheat)
Lineage: Eukaryota; Viridiplantae; Streptophyta; Magnoliopsida; Poales; Poaceae
Product: 12-oxophytodienoate reductase 1
Exons: 2
Coding region: 13-1041 (342 amino acids)
Molecular function (GO): FMN binding; oxidoreductase activity
Source: RefSeq, a predicted model, not a curated record
UCACACGGAGAGAUGAAGCCCAUCCCUCUGAUGACGCCGUACACGAUGGGCGAGUUCGACCUGUCGCACAGGGUCGUGCUGGCACCCCUCACGCGGCAGCGCGCCUACGGCGGCGUGCCGCAGCCGCACGCCGCCCUGUACUACUCCCAGCGCGCCUCCCCCGGCGGCUUCCUCAUCUCCGAGGCCACGCGGGUUUCGCCGCCGUCCUCGCGGCAGGAGGAGCCGGAGUCGUCUUUCGGGAACAUCCCCGGGAUCUGGGCGCCGGAGCAGGUCGGGGCCUGGGCGCCCGUGGUGGACGCCGCGCACGCCAAGGGCGCCGUCUUCUUCUGCCAGCUCUGGCACGUCGCCGGCGAUGCCGUCCGGCAACGGGAGCAGCAGGUGAGUCCCCAGAUGAGCUUCGACGGCCGCCGCAAGGAGCUGACGUCGCCGAGGAGGGUGGCGCAGGAGGAGGCUCCCCGCGUCGUCGAUGGGUUCAGACGCGCCGCCCGGAACGCCGUCGACGCCGGCUUCGACGGCGUCGAGAUCCUCGGCGCCAACGGCUACUUUGUCGACGGCGGCGGCAUGGACAUGGAGAGCUGGUGCCGGUUCGCGCUGGAUGUGGUGAACGCCGUGGUGCGGGAGAUCGGCGGCCAGCGCGUGGGCGUGCGGCUGGACCAGUUCAGCGCCGAGCCCGACGAGCACGCGCUGGCGCUCCACGUGGUGAGCCGGCUCAACGACCACGGCGUGCUCUACUGCCACAUGAUCGAGCCGAGGGUGGACGGCCGGCGGCGCGUGUCCCGGCAGCUGCUGCCGUUCAGGGAGGCGUUCGGCGGCACGUUCAUCGCCAGCGGCGGGUACGGGCGAGAGGAGGGCGACGCGGCCGUCGGCGAGGGUUACGCCGACCUGGUGGCGUACGGGCGGCUGUUCCUGGCCAACCCGGACCUGCCGAGGAGGUUCGAGCUCGGCGCACCGCUCAACGACUGCGUCAGCGCCACCUUCUACGGCGCCGGCGCCGGCGCCGACCCCGCCGUCGGGUACACCGACUACCCGUUCCUCGAAUGAUCGAGCUCGAAUACUGCUUUCGUCAUUGGCAGUUCACCAAUCCGGUCGUAUCUCACACAAUAAACCAUGAUCGAAUGGUGGCUUCAAAUGUCCAUUUCGGCCAUGAUCGAAAUUUUUUAUUUGAACUCGAUCGAGAUCCAAGGAAUUUCACUUUUUUUUAAACACAUGACGACAUUUUGUUACAUACCAAAAUGGUUAUUUUUUCUCUUUUCUCUUUUGAAAAUUUACUUUUA